Hemicordylus capensis (graceful crag lizard) is the source of this 2042-nucleotide messenger RNA. RefSeq names its product DNA polymerase mu (gene POLM). Gene Ontology annotation, cellular component: nucleus. Gene Ontology annotation, molecular function: DNA-directed DNA polymerase activity; DNA binding. NCBI's taxonomy places the organism in Eukaryota, Metazoa, Chordata, Lepidosauria, Squamata, Cordylidae. The record is from RefSeq and is a predicted model, not a curated record. The coding region runs from base 213 to 1751 and encodes 512 amino acids. The transcript is spliced from 12 exons. Gene Ontology annotation, biological process: double-strand break repair via nonhomologous end joining.
UUAGGACUGGGUUGAGUAGUUUCACUUGAGAGUCAGUCUCCUAGUAACAGUGACCUUAUGCUGAGUCAGACCCUGGGUCUGUCUAGCUCAGGAUUGCCCACACGGACCGGCAGCAUCUCUCCAAGGUUUCAGGUCUCUGCUUCCUUCCCUUUGUGCCUGGUCCACUUCCUUUGACGGCUUGCUGGGGAAGGCCUUGCUCCCUUGUGCCAACGAUGUCGCAGGUUCCUGUGAAGAAACGGUCUCGGUGUCCUCAGCAUGCAACCCCGCCACCGGUGCACCUGGAGGAUCCGGUCCGUUUCCCCGACACGGUGCUCUGUCUGGUAGAGAAGAGGAUGGGUGCCAGCCGCAGGGCCUUCCUCACUAGCCUGGCGCGCCGGAGGGGUUUCUGCGUCGAGGGUGCGGACAGCAAGAGAGUGACUCACGUGGUGUCGGAGGGCAACUCGGGCGAUGAGGUGAUGGAGUGGAUGAAGAGGAAGGGGAGCUGCUGGAUGGAUGCUCUGGGGAGUGGCCCGGCCUUGCUGGAUCUCAGCUGGUUCACAGAAAGCAUGAGUGCUGGCCAGCCGGUGGAGAUUGAGCCCAGACAUCGCCUGGGGGUGACCAUCCGCAAAGAGGAACCCGAAGGCAGACGUCAGGUGGCGGCGUACAUCUGCCAGCGCCGAACACCACUCGCCCACUGCAACCAGGCGCUCACGGUUGCUCUAGAAACGAUGGCGGAGGAGGCCCGCUUCUGCAGCAGCGAAGGGCGCAGCCUGGCGUUCUCCAGGGCUGCCUCGGUGCUCAAGUCCUUGCCCUGGGCUGUCCGGAGAGUUCAGGAGCUGAGUGCCCUCCCCUGCAUCGGGGAGCACUCCAAGAAGAUCAUCCAGGAAGUGUUGGAAGAUGGCACAUCUGCAGAGGUGGAGAGCAUAAAGCAGUCUGAGAGAUACCAGACUAUGGAGCUUUUCACCCAGAUCUUUGGCGUUGGAGUGAAGACGGCCAGCCGGUGGUAUCGGGAGGGACUGAGGACGCUUGCUGACCUGAAGGCACAACACACAAAGUUAAGCCGAGAGCAACAAGCAGGACUCCAGCAUUUCGAGGACCUCCAGAUCCCGGUGGUGCGUUCCGAAGCAGAGGCCAUUGGUCAGGUGGUGCAAAAGGCUGUGGAGCAGUUCUUGCCUGGAGCUUCUGUCACUCUGACUGGCGGGUUUAGAAGAGGGAAGCAGAGUGGCCAUGAUGUGGAUUUGCUCAUCACGCAUCCCGAGGAAGGCCAAGAGGUGGGGCUGUUGAGGAAAGUCAUCAGCUGGCUGGAUAGCCAGGGCCUCUUGCUAUAUCACAGCAGCCAGAGAAACACCUUCUAUGCCCUCGAAGAACAAGAGAUGCUGGACAGCAGCACGAGCACAAUGGAUCGCUUUGAACGCAGCUUCUCCAUUUUCCGCCUUGACUACCUCAGCGGAGGCAUUCAGAGAGGUGCUGGGUCCCAGGAGCCUGGCAGCAUAAUGAGUGGCUUUGGAGCAACCCGAUCCUGGAAAGCUGUCAGGCUGGACUUGGUGGUCACUCCGUACAGUCAAUUCUCAUUUGCUUUGCUUGGCUGGACUGGGUCAAAGAACUUUGAGCGGGACCUCCGGCGUUUCUGCAAGCAGGAGAAGAAGAUGGCCCUGAAUAGCCACGCCCUCUACCACAUGGAGCAGAAAAUAUUUUUGGCUGCUGCUUCUGAGGAAGAGAUCUUCCAGCAUUUAGGUCUGGAGUAUAUCCCACCUGAAGAAAGAAAUGCCUGACCCUUCUUAUGCAAGGAACCUCAGUGUACUUACUACCUCAUUGAAGGAAACUUCACUCAUUCUUGAAACUCAUGCAUGUGCGUUCGUGCACAGAACUAUCUUUCCAUGAACUUUCUGGAAUUGCCUACUCCUGCUGGUAUAUAGAGGACCUAUGACUGUAUUUCACUGAUUCAGAAAUUGUUGCGUUUAAAGGGAGAUGACAGCUGUUAGAGACUCUCUCUCUCUCUCUCUCUCUCUCUCUCUCUCCCCUCUGUUCCUGGAUGAUACCAAUGGAAGUUAAAGAAAUAAAUA